GUAUUGUGGUUUAUUUAAUGUUGUUAUAUAAUUAUCGCGUCAAUUCAGGUUUCAUGUCCUAGAUUAUUUUCAAAAAUAAUGGCUGUCAAGACUGAGCCUUUUCUUCUGGAACGAACUGUAUAUGUCGGCAUAGCUUUAAUUAUCCCAAGUUAUUCGAUUUAUAAGCUUUUUAUCUCUUCAAAAAGUCCAGUAAAUCUAAAUUUAUUACGACUGAAAAAUGUUAGUUUAACUCAAAAUUUGGUGCUAAUGCAAGAUGCAGCUGAAUUUCAGUGGACGUUGCUUCCGUUGUGGAUGAGUUUUGUACCUCAUCUUCUACUCUAUUCGAUCGUAUCAUCAUUCGUUUUUGCGUUGGUGAACAAAAAAGUACUACAUGCUUGUUUCUAUUCAAUCGGUGUAGAUAUUCAAAUGUUGUCGAAUAAUAUUAUCAAUUUGGCUAAUAAAUUAUUUGGUGGGUUAUAAAAUCCUAAUGGACGUCUUUUUGAACAUAUUAUGCUUUUCAUGCAUAAGUUAUUUGGUCUCUGGAAAUUGGCUCUUGAUAUGGGCGUUUGCAGUUUUAGUGUUUCAAGCAUCUGAAUCCUUUGAAUCAUCGUUUAACUUUGGAUUGAUAUCAUACGACUGGUAUAUGAUCUUGUAUGCGGCGCAUUUUUAUAUAGUUCUACGCAGUUUAAGUGUGGCGUUAUCGUUCCAUAAAUGUUCGAACAAUUUUAAGUCAUCUUUUGUCAAAAAGACAGAAAAAGAGGAAUCAAUCAUUAACUGUGCCCCUAAAUCCUCACUAGAAAGUUUAUUGGAUGCAUUAGACUAUUCUUUAUACCCUCAUUCAUUGCUGUUAGGUCCAUUCGUCUUGUAUUCAAAUUGGGUUAAUUUCUGGGAAAAUCUUGAUAGUUUACAUUCCAAUCAUCUGUCACCCAGUUUUAGAACAUUACUCGACACACUGAUAUCACUUGUUUCCAAAGCUAUCCGGUUGAUAUUCUGGAGCUCAUUUUGGUCAUUAUGCCUUUGUAUAGUUUAUCCGAAUUCAUUCGGUUAUUUGAUUUCUUAUGCACAAAUUAGUGAAUUAUCUAUACAAAAUAAAUCAAAUCAGUACUAUCUUAUUAUUGAUCGUGGUACAGUGGGUGCGAGUAUUUAUUUACGUAGUUUACAUUUAUUCAUUAUAUAUUUACAAUUUUAUGGAUGGCCAUACGUACUUUCAAAUUUCGAAUGCCUACUCAUAAAUUUGUUACAGAAAUUAUUGAAUAUUCUUCAAUCAUGUGGGCGAAACACCAAAGCUACUACUACUGUCACUGAUCAAACAAGAAAAUCUCAUAGUGACCCAAGCCUAAUUCAGGUUUCGUUUAUGCCUGAACCACCAGCAUGUCUCUUACAUUUCCUUCUGAUUUCUGAAUGUUGGCGGUCAUUCGAUCGCGGAUUGUACAAUUUCAUUAAAUCUUAUAUUUUUAUACCUGUUAUGAAGUUCAAUUUACCGUCAAAUUAUAAACAUUCAUUACUAUUAAUUCCCUUUCCUAUCAUUAAAAAUUGGUUAGCGCUUACUUUAUCCUAUUCAUUUGUUCUUUUAUAUCAUGGAAUUGAUAAAACAAAUGCAAUUUGGUUAUCGACAAAUUUACUGCUUUUAUUUUCUGAACGUUCCGUGAAAUGGAUUUAUCGAUGUACUAAUCUUGGAUCAGAAAUUCGUCAUCAGUUGUCUGAUAGAUGGAUUCGACGUCUUUCACUGUUACUUUGUGCAACCAGUGGAAUUUUUUCAGUUUUGGGAAAUUCGCACUUCCUCUUCGGUUCGAAAGUUGCAAAUCAACUAGCUGUGUGGUUGAUAUAUGAUCCAACUCUACGUUUCACAGUAUUUGUGUAUUUCUAUUGCCAAAUGAAUUUUGUCACCGAUUUAAGAAGUCUAUUCCCAUCGAUCAGACCACAUUUUGAGAAAAAGAUUCAAUGAUAUACGAAAAUAAUAAUGGCUAUAAAUGGAUUACUUCAGACCAUUGAAAUAAUCAUUAUUUUAAAUAAUCGAAAUUCUGAAUACUGAAAAAAUCACCUAACAUUACCAGGAGUAGCAUACUUGACAAAGGUCUCUUCUAUGUCUAUUAUCAGGAUUCGAACUAUCAUAUCGAUCUGUAGUUUGGACAGAUUUACCAUUCAUAUUGGAUUCAUGUGGACAAACAGAAUCAGGAGGUGGAAAUCCAAGACAUAAAUUAAUAUCAUCACCACGAAACAUUAUACCCUGGGGAUAGUGUUCCAGUCCGAAACAAUGACCUAAUUCAUGCCAAACAGCACCCAAUCCUGUAGCAAAAGCCGCCCAGUAAGUGUGUCUGACAAAGGAACCAGUGAAAAACAUCAUGUAAAUUACGGAUUGAGAAUCAUGAACAAAGUAAAAUUAAUUUCGAUUUAUCAAAUGAACAGUUAUAGUAGCAACUGCUAUGAACUCCCUUUAAAUAAGGUCCAGAAAUGGCUACAAGAGGUUACCCUCAAACAAUGGUGCGAAACAAGCUUUUUCAUAGGUAAUGCUUCGGUUUGGGCACCCGGGCAGUAUCACAGCCCUCACACAUAUCGAAUGAGAUUUGUGUGGCGCAUAUGUAUUUGGUGCCUCCUUGUACCAAUGUCUAUGUGUUAAAAUAAAUAUAAUAAAUAAUAUGACAAAUACUGUUC
Molecule: messenger RNA, 2631 nt
Organism: Schistosoma guineensis
Lineage: Eukaryota; Metazoa; Platyhelminthes; Trematoda; Strigeidida; Schistosomatidae
Source: the annotation of a GenBank genome assembly